Molecule: messenger RNA, 810 nt
Organism: Aphidius gifuensis
Lineage: Eukaryota; Metazoa; Arthropoda; Insecta; Hymenoptera; Braconidae
Product: telomerase reverse transcriptase-like
Biological process (GO): telomere maintenance via telomerase
Cellular component (GO): telomerase catalytic core complex
Molecular function (GO): telomerase RNA binding; telomeric repeat DNA binding
Source: RefSeq, a predicted model, not a curated record
GAAAAAAUUGUUUUAUAUAUUCUUAGACAGUAUGUUGAUAUUGAUGAAAAAAAUUAUAUAUUAAGAGAAGGUGUUGCACAGGGUUUAAAUACUUCAUCAAGUUUUUCAGAAAUAUAUUACAGUACAAUGGUAAAAGCGAACUUUUUAAAAUUUAAAAAAGAAGGUAAUUUAUUUAGAUAUGUUGAUGAUUUUUUAUACAUAACACAUAAUAAGGAAUAUGCUCAAGAUUUUUUAAAUAUUAUCAAAACAGGAAUUAACAGUUAUAAGUGUAAAUUUUCAAAAAGUAAAAUAUUUACAAAUUUACAGCCAUAUUGUAAUAAAGAAUUUUCUUAUCUUGGAUAUAAAUUUAAUAUUGAUACAUUACAAAUAAUUUCUGAAUAUUUUGAUAAAUCAAUUCAAUAUAUGGUAACAUCAGAUGUUGUGGAACCAGAUAAAACACUUGCAACGUUUUACAAAAGACUUAAACAUAUACAAAUGCUUAAAAUAAAUCAAUUAAGUUUGAGUUAUAAAAUAAAUAAUUCAAGUACAAUUGAAAAUACUGUUAAAAAAAUAUCAAAAAUUGCUGCUGAUAAAUGUGCUAUUUUAUUGGUAAAUAUGUUUGAAAUUGAGGAUAUUAUUUAUAAUAAAAUUAUUAGUAUUAUGAGAAAAUAUAUUCAUUUUUUGACUAAAAAAAUUAUCAUGAAUUUUUGUCUUGAAAGCGACAAGUGUCAUUUGCAAUUUCAAGAUGUUCAAGAUAUUAUUUGGAAAGCUCAUGCUAAAGCUAUUAAUAGAAAACCUGCUUUGUAUGAAAAAAUUGACUUGUACACGUAA